Capsaspora owczarzaki ATCC 30864 is the source of this 2817-nucleotide messenger RNA. RefSeq lists its product as hypothetical. Lineage: Eukaryota; Filasterea; Ministeriida; Capsasporidae. The record is from RefSeq and is a predicted model, not a curated record. Gene Ontology annotation, biological process: maturation of SSU-rRNA. Gene Ontology annotation, molecular function: RNA binding. Gene Ontology annotation, cellular component: nucleus; nucleolus. The transcript is spliced from 6 exons. Bases 66 to 2669 code for a protein of 867 amino acids.
CCCCCUUCUUUCCCUUGCACUCUUUUCCUUGCACUCUCGUUUCUCUCUCAUUUCCCUCGAUUCGAAUGGCGUCAUUGCUGCCCGCAUCGACGACGUGCUCGCUUGAGGAGCCCUUUGAGCUGUGUGCGAGCGCAGACCGGGCGUCGCGCAUCCUCGGCAUCAGCCAGCACUCUGACCGCGCAUGCCUCCUCGUCACUUUCCAGGGCAUCGGAGUCUCCGUUUACAACAUCCACGACCAAAAGUGCACCCAAACAUGGUCUGUGCGUCUGAGCACAGAGUUUACCACACCCGCCAUCCAGCACCCUGCGUCGCACCACUUGGCUGCCAUCCGCGACCAGCGCACGCUCAUUCUGUGGCAGGAGUCAGCCACGGACAUUGAGCGCGCCCCGCUCGCUUCCAUUGUGGUUGACGCGACAAAGUCCCGCUCUGCCGCCAAGCUCGUGGCGCUGCGUAUCAACGGCAGCGCUGAGUCGACGUUCGUCUGCGCUAUUGCCUUCACGGACGGCACCCUCACCUUCUUCUCGUACGACAACAAGGCAGCAAAGCGCCUCAACACAACUGCUGCGCCCGUGCCGAACGCCGUUUUGCGCGACGUCUGGGCGAGCGGAUCCACCCUCUUUGCCCUGCUUGAUCAGCCAGCGACACCAUCUGGCUCGUCCGACCGACAGCUUGUCGUGUACGAGUACACUCUGGACACUGCAACGUCGACGUUCGUGCAACGCGCAUUCUUUGUCCUGGAGGCGCCCAGCAACCACGCAAGCACUGCCACGGCGCUCGCACGCACCGGUUCGCUCGACAUUGCCUCUCGCACACUUUCCGUGUUGUGGGGCGACGGCUCGCUCGCCAUUUACAAUCUCGCAGGCGCAGCGGAGAACGCUCGUGCCCCGUCUCUCGUCCGCAAACAACUCUUGUAUCAGCCUGCUUCAUCAUCAUCAUCAUCAUCGGCUUCCAAAGAGGCUGCCUCGUUGCACACUCCCAGCAAGGGCAAGGGCAGCAAGCCCGCUCCCAAAGCUGCCUCCUCCGAGAACGACACGUUGAGCGUCUCGCUGUUUACCUUUGACUCGUACGUGGUGCUUGCCGGACCCUCGACCUACCUCUCGAUGCACGCUCCCCAACCCAGCAAAACAGUACAGUGCGUCGUGUCUGUCUGGGACACGCGAUUUGGCACGCUCCAGGGUCUGACGGCGCUCGCCUCGCAAAGCGACGCCAAUUCCUCUAGCGACUCUCUGCUGGCAUUGACUGCCACCACUGGCGCGCCUGCUUGCAACGUCUACAGCGUGUUGCGGAACUCCUCCGAUGCAAGUCUCUUUGCACUUGCGCUCGACCGCCGUGUGCUGGUUUGCCCGAUUGUGACAGAGCCCUUGUCGUUGGCGUCCGCGAUUGGUCGCAUGACCAUCACGAGCGCAUACGUCGAGCAGUCCGAGCAAGCUGAUGCAGAUGAUGCGGCUGGCUCGGAUGCAUCUCUCCUUCCCCCAAUCGCAACCACCGUUUCGGCGCCGAUUGUGCGCUCCGCUCUGACCCCCGCCCAGUGGGAGGCCGAGAUUGAUGCCGACGAUGCCAAGGAGCUCGACUUUAUCGCGCGACUUUCCACUCCUCAGCAAACCCCGACACUGCAGUCGUUCACAACAGCAUUCAACGAGUAUUGCCAGUCUCGCGAGCAGCAAUUGCGGCACCAAGAGCGUCGCCCUUCCAAGCGCGCGAGCAGCAAUGGCGACGCCGACUAUGACUACACGGCCGAGGACUUGGAGGCCGGCUCUGCAGACGCCAUGGACACGUCGAGCGGCGCGGGUGGUCUGAUGAACGACGACAUGGACGAGCUGCAUCCUCGCCUUGCGCUUGCCGGUGGCUCGUUCUUUAUGCAUCGGUUCAUGUCGGCUGUCUUGCACCGCAUCAUGUCUGAAACCGCCUUCUUUGCGUCGGCUCCCUUGGCACUGAUGCUCAAAUCCGGGUGCGUGUCUGUCACGCUCGUCCCCACCUUGCUCCGACGUCUCACGGACAUGAUUCCAGCGCGCGAAGGCUUCAUCCGACCAGCCACGCCCAACAAGCAAGCGUCCAUCCCGCCAUUGCAAGCGCUGAGGCUGCUUGAACUGGUUCUGUUGCAUGUGCACGACCUUUCCGAGACGGCGCUUGUGAGCUUGCUGCGAUUCUUCCUGGAGGAAGCUGACGAGUCUGUUCUUUUGGCCUACGCUGCUGAAAAGGUUGACCGGAAGGGAUUGCAAUUUGCCGCUUCGGUCAAGCAUGUCAUUGAUUUGUUCCUUUUCUUAAUCAUUUCGGCUCCUCGCAACGAUAUUUACAUGCAACAAGAGCUGCGAUCACUGGGUCAUAAUCUUGUCGUUAUUUUGCUCAAGUUUUUGAACCGCUGGAUUGGGCGAUAUGGCAAGCAUGGCGAAGCGCGGUUGCACAGCAAAACGCUCGCGCCUCGUACACCAACGUUUGCUCAGCUCUUGGAUUGGGUCGCAUUGAUUUUGGACUCGCACUUUACCCGCGUUGUUUUCGCACAAGAUACCCACAACUUGGUGGCGGAUCUCGCUGCCACAAUCCAGCAACACACGCAGCUGUGCGAACGGAUGCAAGACAUGAAAGGCCAUCUCUUCCAACUGGCCGCCCACGGUCGCUUGCCCAAGCAACCAUCUUCUGCCCUUUACAGCAUUGAAUUGGUUGAUUUUUAACAAGCGAGGGUGGCUGUGUUUCUUGGUUGUUUCGGUGUUUGCGUAGUUGAAGCACAAAAUGUACGAUGGUUUUUUUGAAUUCCGUUUUGAGAGACUUUGUUGGCUGCUCAGACGAGGGUUUGCUAGUAGUUACAAGAUCAAACAGUCC